GAGAGUCAUGCUUUCCAUCCGAGAAGGCCAUGGAUAAUUGGUUUUCUCCCUCGAAUCUGGCGGGAAUAUUCGUCGGACCAGAGCAAUUCUGGCGGGAAAACACCCGUGGUUGUUGGGUGACGAUUCUCGUGCUUCUCUUUCUCUUUAUCUGCCAACCUGCAAAGAGGACUUUAACGCUCACGAGGCGCCGCUUCCGCAAAUCCAUUUCUGUUGAUAGCAAAACCCCCGUCUCUUCCCCUGGGAAUUCUCAAAUCAAAAUCUCUGAAAUUAUAUCAGUUGAAGAUUUGAGAAACUUAAUUAACAGCUUGGAUGGGAAGCUUAAUGAGAUGGAGAAAUGGGAAAACGUCAUAGACAAAAGGAACGACCUUCUAUCCUAUAAUGCAAAAUGCUGCAAACCCAAGGAUGGACCCCUGAAAUACCUCAGUGUGACAAUAUUUGAGAACUGUUCACCUGAGUUGCUGAGAGACUUUUAUAUGGACAAUGAGUACAGAAAACAGUGGGACAAAAUGCUGGUUGAGCAUGAGCAGUUGCAGAUUGAUGAAAUCAGUGGGAUAGAAAUAGGCCGCACAGUCAAAAAAUUCCCACUUCUGACACCAAGGGAGUAUGUAUUGGCUUGGCGAGUAUGGGAAGGGAAAGAGAAGACCUUCUAUUGUUUUAUCAAAGCAUGUGAGCAUGCUUUAGCACCACGAAGGAAGAAGUUUGUACGUGUCGGAUAUUUUCAAUCUGGUUGGUGUAUCAAGAAAGUGCCUGGUAGAAAUGCCUGUGAGAUCAAGAUGGUGCACCAAGAGGAUGCAGGUUUGAAUGUAGAGAUGGCAAAACUAGCCUUUGCCAAGGGCAUUUGGAAUUAUGUGUGUAAGAUGGAUGGUGCACUACGUAGGUACUCACCCACCAACUGCCCUCUACCUAGAUCAGUCAUGACUGCAGUCAUUCUGGUGCAGAAGGUGCCGCCAGAAUUAGAAACUGUGAUUAUGACUGAAAGUCCUGCCCUUCCGAGAAGUGCCAUUGGUUGUGCAACCAACAAGAGGGUAACCAGUGAAAUAAAAGAGAGGAAAUUUUUGAGACGGCCUUCCGGGAAAUCAAUAGCCAAUGGCUUGCUUUUGCUUGGAGGUGUCAUUUGCCUCUCUCGUGGCCAUUCAAGCCUUGGUGCUAAAGUUGCUAUGGCUUAUAUCCUGAAGAAGCUCUCUGAGCAUGGAGCAUCUUCAAGCCAAGCUGGGCAAAGUGGUGCCACCCAUGAAUCCUUGCAUUAGAACUGAUUUGGUUUAAGAUGACUGUAGAUGAUCGAUGUUCAUUGUAGGGUAGAACUACCAUAGCUUCAAUGCUUAUGUAGACAAAAUUUUGUUAUCUAAG
Telopea speciosissima is the source of this 1347-nucleotide messenger RNA. RefSeq lists its product as uncharacterized. The record is from RefSeq and is a predicted model, not a curated record. Gene Ontology annotation, molecular function: lipid binding. The coding region runs from base 30 to 1247 and encodes 405 amino acids. The transcript is spliced from 7 exons. Lineage: Eukaryota; Viridiplantae; Streptophyta; Magnoliopsida; Proteales; Proteaceae.